CCAACCUUCACAACCUACAUUCAAAAUGACUGGCGGAAAGUCUGGCGGCAAGGCUAGCGGUUCCAAGAACGCGCAGUCCCGUUCCUCCAAGGCCGGUCUGGCCUUCCCCGUUGGUCGUGUCCACCGUCUGCUCCGCAAGGGCAACUACGCCCAGCGUGUUGGUGCCGGUGCUCCCGUCUACCUGGCUGCCGUCCUCGAGUACCUCGCUGCUGAAAUCCUCGAGUUGGCUGGUAACGCCGCCCGUGACAACAAGAAGACCCGUAUCAUCCCCCGUCACCUCCAGCUUGCCAUCCGCAACGAUGAGGAGCUGAACAAGCUCCUGGGUCACGUCACCAUCGCCCAGGGUGGUGUCCUCCCCAACAUCCACCAGAACCUCCUCCCCAAGAAGACCCCAAAGGCCGGCAAGGGCAGCCAGGAGCUGUAAACGGUGGUUUUUCUUAUCGCGG
Messenger RNA from Penicillium daleae, 446 nucleotides. RefSeq names its product histone H2A. Gene Ontology annotation, cellular component: nucleosome. Bases 26 to 424 code for a protein of 132 amino acids. Lineage: Eukaryota; Fungi; Ascomycota; Eurotiomycetes; Eurotiales; Aspergillaceae. The record is from RefSeq and is a predicted model, not a curated record. Gene Ontology annotation, molecular function: protein heterodimerization activity; structural constituent of chromatin; DNA binding. The transcript has 3 exons.